AUGCCGCUAAUGUAUCAUGCACUCCUUUUGGCUAUCGGACUGUUUCGGAUAGCGGAGGGGCUGGCGGACAACGAAAUCCCGGAACACUACCAGAUUGUCGACCGGAUUCUGAAGGGUUACAACCGGGAUAUGAUCCCCAAAUUCAUGAAUCGCAGCGUCGAUGUGAAAUUCUCGAUGGAACUGUAUCAGAUUAUUGAAGUGAACGAGCCACAACAAUAUUUAAUGUUGAAUUCAUGGAUUGUAGAGCGCUGGGUCGACGGGAUGCUUGGCUGGAAUCCAGAAGACUUCGAGGGCACUUCAGAAAUCGUGCUUCCACAUUCAAAAAUCUGGCUCCCGGAUACUACGCUUUACAACUCGUACGUCACCUCUAUUAUAACAAUUAUCUCGAUAGUCGGAUUCUUCAGCUCGUCCUCCCCGCACGAAGUGCGGCAGGAGAAAAUCACGCUCGGUAUCACCACACUGCUCUCAAUGUCGAUUCUAAUUCUGAUGGUCUCGGAUAAAAUGCCUUCCACGUCUUCGUUCAUUCCGCUAAUCGGGUGGUUCUAUACGGCUAUGAUCAGUCUCAUCUCGGUGGCUACCAUUUUUGCCUCGCUAGUCAUAUGGAUUCAAAAGAAGGGAAUUGUUGGAACAGCUCCGCCGCCAAAAUUAAUGUGGUGGGCACGGUUGGUCGGCCGAAGAGUCUAUUUGGAGUUGCCGCUCCUUAUGAAGCAGGCUUAUGCCAGGAAAGCGGCGGAAGAAAAAGCCCGGAAUGCCGGCCGGAAGCCCAGCCUUUGGCAAAAGGUCUACAAGAUGAGCCGGACCAGUAAUAUUUUCUCGACCGCGCAAACACAGAAGGUGGUGAACGCUUUCGGGAACCAAAACGGCGCAGCGGCCAGGCCGAUGAAGCCGAAAAGUUUUCCGAAUUUGGCGAACGUCUCGGCAAUUAAGGGCGCAAGUGAGCCACCUGUACAAAAGAAGAGCUUGGCGUUUUCGAUUGAUGAUCGAGACUUUGACCCCGAGGAUAGACCAAGUCCACCCAAAGAUAACACCCCGAUGAUCGAUGAUGAAGAAGCGCCUGAAGACAUUAUACGAAAGUACAAGCCGGCCAAGCAGCUGCGGAGCUCUGCCAGCAUCGCUUCCUAUGAUAAUUUGUUCCGGAAUUUUGAGCCCGGACCUGGUAUGGGAUCAGCAGCCCCCACCAAUACCGAACGUCGUAACCUCGCCCAACUCGAGUACGACUGGCUGGCCGCCGUCUUUGAGCGGAUUUGCCUGCUCGUUUUCAUUGUCCUGUUCCUUUUCAUGUCGGUCGGCAUUAACAUGCUUGGCUGGUAUUACUGGAAAAACGCCGAAUACAAACUCCUUCGAAUCUCCGCC
Messenger RNA from Mesorhabditis spiculigera, 1353 nucleotides. The record is from the annotation of a GenBank genome assembly. Lineage: Eukaryota; Metazoa; Nematoda; Chromadorea; Rhabditida; Rhabditidae.